Molecule: messenger RNA, 1161 nt
Organism: Fraxinus pennsylvanica
Lineage: Eukaryota; Viridiplantae; Streptophyta; Magnoliopsida; Lamiales; Oleaceae
Source: the annotation of a GenBank genome assembly
AUGUAUCCUUCAAGCAACAUUGAUAACCCUUUUGACUCUUUGUUCAAGAGGUCUUUUCCAUUUGAUCAAAAACCUAGCCCAAAACAAGACGAUCCUUCACUUUUCUACCACGUCCCUUCACCAUUUCUGGAUGACAAUGAAAUUCCCUUGAAUAAAAUAUCAUUUCAAAAUCAGCCCAUGACUUUGCGUAAUUGGAUAGCUCACGAUUACCAGAUAGAAACCUAUCUUGAUAGUACAAAAAAAGGAGCAACAAAAGGCAGCAAUAUUGAUCCCUUCAACUUGAAUGAAAAGUCAAUUGAAUCAAUUCCUAAUGAGGCGAUUACACUUUCGAGGAAAAAUCUUGGGCCACUACUGUUAAAGAGAACCGGGAAAAAGGAUAGGCAUAGCAAGAUUUGUACAGCACAGGGGGUGAGAGGCCGGAGAAUGAGGUUAUCGCUUCAAGUUGCGCGAAAGUUCUUUGGUCUUCAAGACUUGCUAGGCUAUGAUAAAGCAAGCAAAACAAUAGAAUGGCUUUUUACUAAAUCGAAGAAGGCAAUUAAGGAGCUGAGCAAAAACAAUCCAAAAGUAAAGAUCAAUUCUAUCAUUGACGAUUUAAAUUCUGAAUAUGACACGGUGUCAGUAAUAGAAGAGAAUUCGAUCAAUGCACACAAAGGAGUUGCAAGAAAAAAUGCAAGUACAGAAAGAAAGAAAAAUGACAAGAAACCGCAAAAAUCUGUGUAUAAACCUAAUUCGAGGGAGUCCCGGGACAAGGCAAGAGCAAGGGCAAGGGAUAGAACACGAAAAAAAAUGAUAAUCGAUGGCCUUGAAAAUUCGAAUAAGUGGUUUGAUUCAAACCCUAAUGAUUUUCAACAAUUAAGGCCCUUUGGUAGUUCUUUUGAAGCUGUUGAAGAAUCAAGUUCUCAAAAUCAGAAGCAUGAUGCCUAUACUAACUCACUGGAAAAUCAAUUAUCUGAUGUGGGAAUAAUUGAGAAAUUCCUGGGAAAUUCAAGCACAAAUUCUUGGGCUGUCGAUGAUUAUUCCAACAACAAUUUCAUUGGAUUUCUUGGAAAUUGGGAUGUGAAUAAUGAUAGAAUCAACUCAGAAAUGACAAACAUGGUUUCAUUUGCAGGUAACCCCAGUUCUGUCUAUAUUCCCACCUCCAGUGUUCCAUUCCAGCAAUAA